AUGGAGUUCAGGUCUCUUCUUCUAGUGCUCUUGUUGACUUUUAGCAUCCAUUCCGGGGAAACUGGAGAUUUACCCAGAGUUACAGUGAGAGUAACACCAGACACACCCGUGUUCACUGGAGAGACAGUCACUCUGAAGUGUGAGAUAGAAGAACAAUACAGAUCAUUAAAUUUGAGUUUUCUGUUGACUAGUCGCAGAACUUCAGUUUUUAACUCUGAUCAUUACACUGUAAACACAAACACUCUCACUAUCAGAGGAGUUACUCCAUAUGAUCAGGAUGAGUUCUGGUGUAGCACAGAAAUACAUGGACAAAAACCUUCAAGCACUGCUGUUUAUGUCACAGUGAAGGUUUUACCCAGAGCUACAGUGAGAGUAACACCAGACACAUCUGUGUUCACUGGAGAGACAGUCACUCUGAAGUGUGAGAUAGAAGAACAAUACAGAUCAUUAGACUGGAGAUAUCUGUGGUAUAAAGACAGAACUGUGAAUCCAGUGUUUUCCUCAGACUCAAACAUCUUCACCAUCAGUUCAGCAUCUGAUCAGGAUGAGUUCUGGUGUAGAGGAGAGAGAGCUGGACGCCCCUCAUCCUCACAGGACAGUGAUCAUGUGACUCUCUCUGUUAAAGGAUCAAAACCAAAAGCUGAACUCACAUCAGAUACUGAAGGAUCUGUACUGACGGGAAACACAGUGACUCUGACGUGUCUCAUGAAUCAGUCCACUGGAUGGAAGUUUUACUGGUAUCAACACACACAGAACACUGAGAAGAACACAACAGAAGGAAUCUACUACACAAUUCACAACAUCACAGUUUCAGAUGGAGGUCAGUACUGGUGUAGAGGUGGAAGAGGGAAUCCAGUCUAUUACACAGACUACAGUGAUGUUCUGUGGAUCAAUGUUUCAGCUUCAAGUUCUUCAUCUCAUGGUCUGAUGGUUGGAGUGGCUGUUGGAUUGAGCUUCAUGUUUUUGAUCAUUUUCUUGGUUUUCCUGUGGUGUUACAAAACCAGAAAAGGUAAAGUGUCUGAGUCUCCCUCUGGUGUCAGUCCACAGCAGAACAUCAGUCAGACAUCAGAUCAGAAACACAAUGAAGACGGAUACACUCCACUGCAGUUUGGAAAUGCUCAUAUUUAUGACUCUGUUAAUGCAGCAGAUAAUAAAAACACAAGCACAGCAGUGACUGUGAGCGGCCCCAGUGAUGAACUGUAUUCACAGGUCGACACAAAGAAUAACAAACAGAAGAGCAAAGAUAAUGUGAGUGGAGCAGCUGAUCUCACCUAUGCUGACAUUGAACUGAAACCUAAGAUAGAAGUGAAGAAAAAUAAAGAGAAGAAAGACAUUACUUCUGGAUCAAAUGAUGUGACUUAUGCUCAGAUAAAAUAAAACAACCAGUGGAGAAAAAGACAGCUGUACUCAAACCUUCAUGAACAUCACAGUAAAUGCUUGAUAGUCUUUCCUUUUAAUAGCCACAUGUGGUUCUGUUAUAAACACCAGUGCACUGUUGAUACAGUUCAUUGGCUGGAGACACAUGUAUGACAUGUAUCAGUGAUCCCUUCAGAAUAUUUUUAUUAACUUUUAGUAUGAAAUCUGGUGGAGAUAGAAGGCAACAUUUAGUCAAAUUGAAAUUUUCAAGCCUGUGCUUCAUUGUUUCUUGUGAUGAUGAGUGUUGCAAAAAUGAUUUUAUAUCACCGCUUCGCUGCAGUAGAAUGUCUGUAAAUGCAUCUUUUUAUGAUACACCAGAGGAAGAGAGAGAAAGUGUUCAUGUUCUUCAUGUUUAAUAAUAUCAGUACUGUGGGUUUGUGUGAGGGUUGGUUUUGACAGAUAAGAUGUAGUAAAUAUCAUACUUUUAUGUGAUAUUAGAAAACCGUUGUUACUUUACUGUACUUCAGAUCUCUCUAAGAACAGUUGUGCUAAAACAACCCAUUUUGUGUCAAGUUAACGAUAACUCUUUAAAAAUACAUCUCUUUAUUAUUUCUGGGAACAUCUUUGUUGUUUUCCCUUCCAUUUAUUUCCCACAAACAAUGUGUUAAUUAACAUUUCUUAUUUCAGAGUUUACGAAGGUCUUGAAUUGUAUUUGUGUGUGAUUUCUAUUUUAACAAAAGGCAUUUAUUUAUUAUUUCGUAUAACAGGUUGUACCCAUAUGGUACAAGUGUAAACUAAUUCUUAAACAUUCAUGAUAUAACAUUUGAGUCUACUUAUGACUCCGCUACACAAUAAGUGAUUUUGAUAGCAUUGUUAGUGAACUUUUAUAUACUGCAUACUUUGCAAUAGUUAAGUUUUUGUUUUGCAAUUAUCACACUUAAUUAACAGUUUUAUACGUUGUUUUUAAUUAUGUAAAAAUGUAGGCCUAUUCUGUUAGAAGAAGUGGUUGUAUAUGUGGUGUAUUCCCAUUCAAGUUAAUAAUUAUAUUCUUACAAUAUUCAAGUUCUCUGGAACUUAAAGAAGCGAGGAAUUUUGGUUCAGUUUCUUGUUUUGCAAUCAACACUUGUGAAAGUGCUUAUGUGGCAAAAUACUCCAAGUUUCCUUGUGAGAGAGAGGUCCUGAGACACCUGUAUGAGACGUUUAUCAUUCCCGCCAUCAAGAAGAGAGAUGAGAAUGAUCUCUGCUGUGACGCUGUGUUUGUGUUAAACAGUUCUGGAAUAAGAAGUGAUUUAAACUGUGCGGUGGCUGCAGUCGACUCUCAGAUAAAUCACAGAUGUCAGUCUGUCUGGCUCAUGGGCCUUUACAUCUUCAUUCAUUUCUCUUCUUUAUAUUAACUGUUGCUUUUGUUGCUUUUAUUGAUACAUCCUGAUGCUUUUGGUUUUUUUUUUUUGUCAAGGACAUGAAUGAAAAGUUCAUUAUAUCAAAUUAACUGCAUACCUGACACAACAAUGCUCUCCUAUAAGUGAAGUUAAACAUGUUUUAAAAACCCGUUGGACAAAUGUAAAACAGUAAGAAUAAUCCAAAAGCAUGUCAAUAAACGCAUUAAUACACUACACAGACAUUCUGUUUGUGUGUAGUUCUUAUUUAAAAGUGAAAGUAAGACCAUAAAAAACAAUGGAAAAAUUGGGCCCCUUGAUACUCAUCCC
Molecule: messenger RNA, 3062 nt
Organism: Triplophysa dalaica
Lineage: Eukaryota; Metazoa; Chordata; Actinopteri; Cypriniformes; Nemacheilidae
Product: Fc receptor-like protein 5
Exons: 11
Coding region: 1-1377 (458 amino acids)
Biological process (GO): cell surface receptor signaling pathway
Molecular function (GO): transmembrane signaling receptor activity
Source: RefSeq, a predicted model, not a curated record